AAAAUACUUUCCCUUGAAAAAGAAAAACACAAUCUUCUUCUUGAAGAGAAGGAGAAAGAAAUCCAGAACCUGAAAGACAAGCUUAGGUCCCAAACUAAGAAUAGUGAAAUGUCCUUACUGCAAAAUCAACUAGAGGAAAAAAGAAAGGAAGCAGAAAGGAGAGAACAGUUACUUCGUUCUCUGACAGAAGAAACGAACAAGUUAAAAUGUAAUUUUUCUGCUGUUACUGCAGAAUGUUAUGACCUGGAGGACAGUACUUCUCAGGCAUCCCAGGAAGCUGUAGCAAACAGCACUGGAUCUCCAGCUCAUCUCUCUGAAGUUGAAAGAGAGUUGAAGGAUGCCCUUGAGAAAAACCAGCAGUGGCUGCUGUACGACCAGCAACGUGAAGCCUAUGUCAGGGGCUUGCUUGGAAGGAUCUUUGAACUUGAACAGAAGUUAGAGAGAGUUGGCCAACAAGAAUCUAAAGAAUCAAAUUCAGAAGGUCAUCUACAAGAGGAAAAGCAAAAAUACUAUGACCAGCUGUUACUGACUGCCAAGAGUGAUCUUGAGACUGAACGAUGCACUACAAUCCAGCUAAGAUCUGAACUUGAAAAAAUCAAAAAGUCAUAUGAAGAAACACAGGGAGAAGUAGUGAGGUUAAAUGCCUUAGUGCAGUCACUAGGAGUUGCUGAGAUGAAGACCCUGGAAAAUGAAAAUCGAAUGAAAGAGAAAGCACAGAGGCUGAACCAAGAAAAUGAAACUAUCAGAGAACAGCUCAGAGAAGAAAAAAAGAAGUCUGAAGAUCUUUUAUGUCAGGUGCAACUUCUUCAUAAGUCAUUGCUCAGACAGGAGGAGGAGCACUCUCGAAUAGCUCUGUUGGAACAACAGAUCCAGAUGUACACAACAGACCUAGAGAAUGGAGAGCUUGUUCGCCAGAACUUGGAGUAUCAGUUGAACAAAGUCCUCAAGGAACUGCACAAGGCCAGGGAGCAAAUAACCCGUCUGGAACCUCUGAAACUCCGGGAAUCUGGGCAUAGGGAACCACAAGAAGAUCUGCAAGCUGUGUUUGAAGACAUGACCAUGUAUGACACAAGUCCUUUCCGCAAACAUUCAAGCCUCCUUGAUGAAAGCUUUCUCGAGUGUCCCAAAUGCAAAGUGUCUUAUCCCACAAGCCAGCACAGAGAAUUACUAGCACAUAUUGACUUUUGUACAGCUUGA
Messenger RNA from Acanthisitta chloris (rifleman), 1197 nucleotides. It is a transcript of the gene CEP55, whose product is annotated as centrosomal protein 55kDa. The record is from RefSeq and is a predicted model, not a curated record. Gene Ontology annotation, biological process: mitotic cytokinesis; regulation of phosphatidylinositol 3-kinase/protein kinase B signal transduction. NCBI's taxonomy places the organism in Eukaryota, Metazoa, Chordata, Aves, Passeriformes, Acanthisittidae. The transcript has 7 exons. The annotation marks the transcript as partial.